CACACAAUGCACUGCACGGCUGACAAGGGUUGUGUCUCCCUGAUUUUCACGAUAAAUUUCCAAUUCAGUGGAAACUUGUGAAGGGACAGCAGCGGAGCCGUUCUGUUUCUCUCUUCAUAUAUUUACAUUCUGGAUUCAGCGAGAAUAAAACAUCUUUGACUGGAAACGUCGGCGAGGGGUCCAACUAAUCCUAAACAGUGGAUUACACAGUGAAGGCUGCAUGAAGGAGCUGCCCAGCCCAACGGGGGCUUGGCCGACACCCUCGUUAAUGGAAAUCGACUCCGAGGCUCUCAAAUUUGGGCCUUGAUUUUUUUCUUUAUGAUGGAGUGGAAACUACAGAAGAGUUUUGCGUGAAGAAGCGAGAUGUCAUAAUUAUAUCGGCGAUUGGUUGUAAAAAUCUUCCGUAUUCCUUCCGCUUCCUUAAAAAAAAUUAAAGGUCUUGCUUUGGUGGCUAACAGCUGGAUCGGCUAAUGCUAGCUAGCCGGAGUGCUAACGUUACGUCUUUCUUUUGAUGUGAUGCGAAUUCAACCAUUUCUAUCGGCCAUCAACAAUCCGGCUGGGGAAAAUCAAGCUCUACUCGUCUGAGACUGUUAGUUAGCUCCGUUUUGUUCUAUCCGGCGUGUCAGUCUUUACAUAUACAUUGUAAGAAUAUAGUUUUAUUCUUAGGUUGUAAGCUGAAUAUAUUGUAUUGAGUUAGCUGUGUACAAGCUAACCAAAUGAGCAAAGGCUAAUUGGCUACACUGACCUAUCAGCUAGCGUUAGCGCUGAUUACUUAAACUCAAAAAGACAGGUCAAUUUACUCCUCGGUUUGGGAGUAAUUUACAUUAGAUGUCAAUAACAAUACCUUAAAUGUAAUAUUAACGCUGUGAUGUGUGAUAUUGUCGGAUAUUCGGCCCUGCUAACAAGCUAACCGUCUAAUUUUGCUAACAGGCAAAUAAAUUUGUCAGCGUGAGCAGAAAUUUACGAAAUCUAGGACGUGUGAGUUGUAUUGAGCAAUGCCCAUGUUAGUUUGGGUUUAAUUUUGAAAUCAAUCCAAAGGCGAUUUGGCCUGCUUUGUCUAUAACACGAAAAGCCUUGUCCUUUUUUUUGUUUACAUGCGUAUAACUUAUGUGGGUUGAAUUUCUUGCUGGCUAGCUAAUGUUAGCCGUCUACGAGACUCAAUCUGCUAUGUCCUGACAUCAGCGAGGGUCGUGGAUGUUUUAAAUUCCUAUGUGGAUCUCGGAUUUAUUUCGGAUUAAUUGAAAUGACUCUAAAAUUUCGCCGAAAGAAAGGCUCUGAUGCCAAUAGACUGUUGUCAAAGGACGGUAAAUAAUAGCCACUGGUUCCAUUAACGCCAUUUUAACUGGGAGGGCCUGCCUGCCUGUGUGGUGGGGUUUUAUUUAGGGUUCGGUGCCUUCCACCGGGAAGGACCGGGACUUGAACAAAGUGCCUUUGGCCUCACAGGAGUUACUAAAGGAGGAGUCGUCUGAACAUGGAGGGCCCGAGCAGGAGCACUGGGUUCAGGCAGAGCCGACGGUCCCGAUCACAGCGCGACAGGGAGCGGCGGAGGAGGAGAGUGGACCUGGCUGUGGAGAGGGCCACAUCCCUGUCCUCAGGCUCCGAUCGGGAGGCUGGGGGGACUAACAGUGUGCUGGGUCCCGGAGGGAGAGAAAGCCGGCCUGGUUUUGGGAGACACAGGCCUCCACGAAGGAGGAAGAGAGAGUCUGUGUCCUGCGAGGAAGACAUCAUUGAUGGCUUUGCUAUUGCAAGCUUCAUUAGCCUGGAGGCUCUGGAGAUGGACUGCUCUCUGAAGCCCAGUCAGCGCUCUGACAUGCUGGGAAGAAGGAACAAGGGGAAGAGGGGUCCAGAGGAGAACGGUGGAGGGCCGCUGUCCGAGCCGGAGGAAGGAGCCCCGCACAGCCACUCCAGCAGCAAGAGCAGGAAUAAAAGGAGGAGGAUAGAGGGACAUCCUUUGGAGACCGGCUACAUUUGUGACACUGAGAGUGACACGGGAGAUAAGGCUUCUGACAAUGACAUGGACCCAGUUUUUACAGUCAGUACAAGGAAAGUUGUGGAGCCCAGCGUCUCCAGGCUGAUGGUGACCCCGAGGGUAUCCGGCCUGGAGCGGAGUCAGGAGAAAAACCUGGAGCCACAUUUCCCAGAGCCUCUCUCUCUUUCUACCUCUUCUGCCCCCUUCUGUAUGCCUUCCCACUCCCCGGUCACAGCCUCAGACACCGUGCCCCGGCGCAGCCCUUUCAACGGCAACAAUAGCCGCCACCACAACGGCAGCCCGCCACUUUCCAAACCCAAAUCCUUCCUCACAUUGCCUGGACGAUCUCACCCCAUCUACAACAGCAGGAGCAGCACCCCUGUCAAACCUCCCUCUUCUUCUUCAUCUAUUGCGUCUUCCACAUCCUCCAUGCGGCCCCCGACUCCCUCCACCAGUGUGUCGGUGCCCUACAUCAGGGGCCCGGGAUCCUCAGGGCCCCUAAGACCCCCAUCUCGAGCCAGCUCAGGAGCGCUGUACACGUCUUCACCCGGUCUGCCUCCUCCUCCUCCUCUGCUGCAGAAACCUACCCACUCGUCAUCGGCAGAGCGUGAGGGCAGGCGCAGCGUCCCCGGGGCUGAGAACAGCACAUCAGCUGCAGGCCACUCCACUCCGGGCGGUCCGUCAGCGACGAGCUCCACAGCUGGUUCCUCGGGCAGGACGUCUCAGAGCCAGCCGAUCCCAGCGCUGGCCUUCCAGUUCCAUCAGCACAACCACCAGCACCAACACACGCACACGCACCAACACUUCACGCCCUUCCUGCACCCCACGGCCACCGCACCGCCUCUGUUUGAUAAGUAUCCAGGCAAAAUGGACGGGCUCUACCGACAUCCAUUCUUCCCACAGUAUCCUCCGCCCUCAGUGCCGAGUAUCCAGCCUGUGAUUCCUCCCACUGGGCCUUUCAGCUCCUUGCAAGGAGCGUUUCAGCCAAAGCCUCUUGUCCCUCAGGGAACGGGUCCUGAUAUAACCGCACGACUCGGGGUUGUGCCUCACCACCUGCAGCCCAAAGACCCCAGGCUAACUGAUCCAUUUGGGACAUCGUUGAAAGUCAGUAAUAAACCAGGAAAAUGGUGCGCUAUGCAUGUGUAUUUGGCCUGGAUGAUUCUUAGCCAUCAGAAAAAAGUAAAGCUGAUGCAGGCUGAUCCUCACAAGCUGGACUUCCGUAGUGACCUGCUGGCCCGCUUUCCUGGAGCUGGGGGUCUGGGUCCCCUGGGGUCCAUAGGAGGAGCCCUGCCUCCCACUCAUGAUCUGACGAGACCUCCAAGUCUCUUCUCAGCCACAGGGCCAGUCAAUCCGUCCUCAGCUCCCUUCAUCUCUCCAUCAACGCCACACUCUUCCUUCCUCGCACCGACUGCACAUUUGGAUCCAUAUGGUCGAUCUCCACCCUUCACCCCACUGGGAGCCCUUGGUUCUGGUGCCUUUGGAGGACUUGGCAGCCCAACACUGGCGGGCUCUGUGUUCGGCCCUAAAGACUCUUCGCCGAGUGUCGUCGGAGGCCUGCCCACACCCAACCAUCACGACCCCUGGAACCGUCUACACGGCGGCCCUUCAGGCUUCUCUGCUGGUCCCAGCUGGGCUAAAGGUGCAGACAAGAGGGACGAGAGGGAUCGAAUGAAGGAUGGAGAGAGGAGAGAUAUUCCCCACAUCAAGGAUGAAAAGGACAGAGACAACAUGCUGUACGGCCGACAACCUGUGAGAAUGUCUCCAGUCGCCCCCUCCUUCAAGCCCCGCAGUAGCACCCCAGUCUCCCACAUCAACGGCCACAGCAGUUCCCUGGGGGGGAGCAGCGGACCCAUCGAUGACCUGACACGCAGCCUGAACAGAGACCGAGACCGCGAGCGAGACAGAGAUGGGGACAAGAGGCUGCUACAGACGUCAUCUUCUCGAGGCCUUCCUCUGGGCUCUUCAUCGUUAGUAGCAGACAGAGACAGGCCGCGGUCUUCCUCAUCCUCUGUGCUCACCACUCCCCCACCCUCUAACCGCUCUGCCCCAUCUCCCCUGGACGUUUACCCUCGCUCUCUGGCCUCAACGGCACACAACCACCACAACGACUCAUCACACUCACAAAGAGACGGCAGCAUCCCCUCUUCCUCCACAGCUUCUGCCUCCAUCACUUCUUUGUCUCAGGCCAAGAAGUCUGACCGGACUACAACCCCUGUCUCCAAACCUCCGCUGCUCCUCCCGCCUGUUAAAGUCAAAGAGGAGCGGAAGGAGGAGCCGGAGCACAUCCCCAUCACCCUGCCUCCCCCAGUGCCCAACCACAGUUUUGACCGCCCCAACAGCCACCCACACCACCCGACAUCUGGCACCCCCUCCUCCUCCUCUUUGUCACUGACUCCCACCCCCGGUGUCCCACUCCUCCCCCAUACUCCAAACCCUCCACAUCAACACCUCUCCCUGCUGGACCGCUCCAGAGCCAUCGAGGCGUAUCUGGGGAGCACAGGAGCUGCAGGGUUGGUAUUGGGUCCAGGAGGAGAACGCUUCGCCCACGGUCCAGGCCAGGGGCCAUCACAGGGUCCGCAUAGCUUCACAUGGGACCCCUUGAGGGAGCUGGCAGCUCAGCAGCAACAUCAGCACCGCAGGGAGGCUUUGGCACUUCGUACGGACCCUCACCUGGCCCUGCGCUCUGAUCCACACCUGGCCCGGCUGCUCCAGCAUCAGCGCCUUCUGGAGGCAGAGAGGGCGGCAGCCGUAGCAGCUGCGGCGGCAGCAGCCAACCCUCACCACCCUCUGACAUCUACCUCUACCGCCUCCUCCUCUGCUGUCCGCCAGGAGUUUGGCCUGAUGGCCCACCCCUUUGAGCGGCCUCACCUUGGACCCCCAGGAGGAGGACUGAUGGACGAGGAGCAGCGUGCCCAGAUUCUGAGGGAAGACUUUGAGCGGGCCCGCUUCUUCGGGAUGCACCCACACCUCCCUGCAGGCUCCCACCUCUCGAGCCCCUCUCAUGCUGCUACUGCCGCUCACCUGGAGCAGCUCCACCCUGGCCUUCUCUCCCACUCCCUUCCUCACGGAGGCCCUGCCUCCCAGCACCAUCCUGGCCUCUACGCCCGCCUAGGCCCUCUGAACCCUCACCACGUGCCGAAUGGCAUCCUGGAAAAGACCCCUGCGGGCUUGGUGGGAGCUCUGUCGGUGGGGGCACCGCCUCCACUUAUUCCGUCCAUCACCAGCCGCUCGUCCACGCCUCCCCGCAGCUCUCGACUCGGAGGGCCGGGUGAGCUGGCUCUGUACAGCGCCCACAAAGACGGAGAGUCCAGAUAGUACAGGGACAACACUGGAGGAGAUGAAGGGAAUUGUCAGGAUCACCGUGCUGCUCUCAACCUGCCCCCUUUUCCUCUUGCAGACUGAUAAACCCUCCCAGUUACGCAACAACCAGGUCCAGUCCUCUUUAAAUGGGGCGGCGUGACCGUCUGGAGGUGAUGUUGGGGAGGGGAAUGCAAGACUUGGAAUAUGCGCAAUGGUUCUAUCAGUGCAAUUGAAAGGUACAUGGUUUCUGUGCAUCCUUGGUGUAUUUUUAUUUUAUACUGGCUGUUGGUUACUACAGUAGUCAUUUUCUAAAGCUGUAUGAAGAGGCAGAGGACAGCUUCGGUUUUUGUUUUUUCAUUUGUCAUGUGAAUUUUGAUCCAUGCUCUUCAGCAAGCCUUUCCAGAUGGAUUGGAAAUGACUUCCAGAGGGAUGUACACUGUGAAACGUGUCAAGGGUUCAUCCUGGGAUACUAUAAAAGCCCUGUUCUACAUAAAUCAACCCUGAUUAGGUAUUGUGGAUGAGGGUCUUUAGAAAAACAGUGGUAAAGUGGUGCUUUUCUGUUCUGUCUUUGUGUCUUUGUCAUUGUGAAAAGACAACAUCACUGAUGAGACCAUUUUAAGGAAGAUUGAUAAGCAUCGCAACUCAGUUUCCUGCUUUACCCCAAAAAUCUAAAACCCUUCAAAGCUUCACUGAUGAGAUUCAACCCUUUUGGCUCCUUUUUUUGUUUAAAAUGAUGAAUGAACUGUGCUAAACUGUGUGAGUGAACACAGUAUUUUAGAGCUUCCUGUUACUGUUUUCCCAGUCUCCUCUUGACUAUAUAUGUGCAGGACCAGAUUAUAGUAGUCUAGAGAAAUUGCCUUUGUAAUUAUUAUUCUUAACAUUAAUUAUCUUCUAUAAUAAUAAAUAUAUUCACUGUUAUGUUAUUUGUCUUUGUUUCGGGUAUCAACCAGAACUCUCUCCCCAGGCUGUAAUCUGUUUCAGGUCGUGCAAAAGGCUCGCUUCACGGGAAACUUUUUACUGCUUGUGAACAUGAAGCCGUAUCCAUUGCAGCCCCUGGCCUCUUCAAGGAUCUCAUCUAUGACUGUUUCACGCUGAGAGGGAGGUUUGCCUGUGUGUCAUUGGUUGUGUGUUCUAUCCAUUUGGGACUUUGGGAGCCUUGUACAUUGAAUUGUCGAAGUUGGUUCAUCAACAAAAAUAAGUUAUAUACAUGGAUAAGUGGGACAUCUGCUGAAGAACUGAAAAAAUAUAUGUACUUGUGUCAAAGGACAACUAGACAGUGGGUAUCCUGAGAGGGAAAAGACUGGGUCGAUUAUUUUAAUAUGACCAUUUUAUACCUUUCAAACCCCUCCCCUAGAGACCACAAAG
This is a messenger RNA of Cheilinus undulatus (humphead wrasse), 6634 nucleotides long. RefSeq names its product fibrosin (gene fbrs). The record is from RefSeq and is a predicted model, not a curated record. The transcript is spliced from 18 exons. NCBI's taxonomy places the organism in Eukaryota, Metazoa, Chordata, Actinopteri, Labriformes, Labridae. The coding region runs from base 1472 to 5284 and encodes 1270 amino acids.